AUCAAUGUCUUUACAAGUCUUAUUGCUGCUCCCACUUUCUGUGCUGGUGCUUUUACUGUGUGCAGUGUGUGGGGCUGGGAUGGGGUUUUCUGUGGUAGAAGAGACUCUGCAGGAAAAGUGUAUGAACUUGGACGCUUCACAGAACUUAGACGGUGAUGGUUUCUACCAGGAUGGUGAUGUGAUUAUUGGUGCUCUCAUUAAUGUACAUAACCUUGCUGCAACUCCUGACCUGAGCUUCACCAGAAAAACAGAAUUAGCGCCAUGCUUAGGCCUGAUGGCAACUAUGUCAAUGAUCAGUGGAGGAAACAAAACUUGCGGCACCACUAGACCCGCCAAGGUCAUCAUUGGAGAUUCUUCUUCUACUCAAAGCAUUCUUCUGUCCAGGACCCUGAGUCCCCUGCAGAUCGCAGUGAUCAGCUACCUGGCCAGCUGCCCAUGUCUUAGUGACAGGCAAAUGUACCCUAAUUUCUUCCGCACUAUCCCCAGUGAUGCCUAUCAGGCACGCACCAUGGCACAGAUGGCCAAACGCUUCGGCUGGACCUGGGUUGGAGCUGUGGUUGCCGAUAAUGACUAUGGACGCGGGGCUGUGCAGGUGUUUGAAGAGGAAAUAAAGGGAACGGGAAUCUGCUUGGCCUUUUUUCACACACUCUACCGGGAGCAGUUAGCAAAGGAUGUGGCCCGUGCCGCCGCAACAGUCCAAGCCUCUUCUGCCCGUGUGAUCCUGGUGUUUUCUUGGUAUGUGGAUGUAGAGGGGUUUCUUUUGGAACUGAUCCGUAGGAAUGUGACAGACAGGCUGUUCCUGGCCAGCGAGGUCUGGAGCACUAGCGCCUAUCUUUUGGCCAAUCCCCAGCUCUACACCAUUGCUAAGGGAACACUGGGUGUAGCUUUAAGAAGCGUGCCCAUACCUGGUUUUGAUGCACAUCUCCAGCAGCUACAUCCUGCCCGCUACCCUGAUGAUGAAUUCUUGAGGACCUUCUGGGAAAAUACAUUUGGCUGUAGCCUUACGAAAAGCACUUCCAAGGCUUUUCAGAAUGCCCUGCCUCCAUGCAGUGGCAGAGAGAGUCUGGAGGGGGUUCAGAGUCCAUUUACCGAUACUUCUCAUCUGACAGUGACGCAUAAUAUUUAUUUAGCAGUAUAUGCUGUUGCUCAUGCACUUCAUUCUUUGCUGGCGUGCACCCCGCAAAAUAACUCUGAUCCUAAAAUAAAACUAAAGUGCUCCUCUCCAGACAACAUCACUCCAGCACAGCUUUUACAGCACAUUGGACAAGUUCAUUUCACCACUCAGUCAGGAGAAGAGUUUUAUUUCCAGGACGGCAGCAUGCCACCUGUCUAUAACCUGGUGAACUGGCAGAGAGCUCCUGAUGGUUCACUUAAGUAUGUUUCCAUUGGACAAGUGGAUGAGAACCAGCUCAUUAUUCAUGAGUCUGCCAUUUCAUGGCCUGGAGACUCCGGGAAGAUGCCUGUGUCCGUGUGCACUUCUGAGUGUCCCCCUGGGACACGUAAAGCCAUUAAGAAGGGUCUGCCAGUGUGCUGUUUUGACUGCCUGCUCUGUACGGAGGGGGAAAUCAGUAACAGUACAGGCUCAAUAAAAUGUUAUCGCUGUCCCCAAGAGUUCUGGUCUAAUAGUUUCAGAAAUGAAUGUGUGUCCCGUGAGACUGAGUUCCUCUCCGUUAGAGAAACAAUGGGCAUCACGCUGAUUAGUGUUGCCAUUUCGGGUAUCAUCAUCACAGCUACAGUGGCUGUGAUUUUCCUGUACCAUAAGAGCACUCCGAUAGUUAAAGCCAACAACUCAGAGCUCAGUUUCAUGCUCCUUCUGUCUCUCAAACUCUGCUUCUUGUGCUCGCUGGUAUUUGUAGGCCAGCCAUCGCUCUGGUCAUGUAGGAUUCAACAGGCUGCGUUCGGGGUAAGUUUUGUCCUGUGCAUCUCCUGUAUUCUGGUCAAGACAAUUGUGGUUCUAGUUGCAUUUCACUCCACUAGACCUGGAUCCUCAGCUCUUAUCAAAUGGUUUGGACCAGGUCAGCAGAGAGGAAGUGUUCUGGUCUUUGCCAGUGUUCAGGUGGCUAUCUGUGCCAUUUGGCUCUCUGUCAGUCCACCUUUACCUCACCGUAACUUUGGAAUCCAAGGGUCAAAGGUCAUCCUUGAGUGCACAGUUGGGUCAGUUGUGGGAUUCACCUGUGUUCUGGGCUACAUUGGCUUUCUAGCUGUUGUCUGUUUCCUGCUGGCUUUCUUUGCCCGUAAACUUCCAGAUAAUUUUAAUGAGGCAAAAUUCAUUACUUUCAGCAUGCUGAUCUUCUGUGCUGUGUGGAUUGUAUUUGUGCCAGCAUAUGUCAGCUCGCCGGGGAAGUACAGUGUAGCUGUGGAAAUUUUUGCCAUAUUGGCCUCUAGUUUUGGACUCUUGUUUUGUAUCUUUGUCCCAAAAUGUUACAUUAUUUUACUCAAGCCAGAAAACAACACUAAAAGGUUUCUUAUGGGAAAAGCAUAA
Messenger RNA from Sinocyclocheilus anshuiensis, 2482 nucleotides. Its product is annotated as extracellular calcium-sensing receptor-like. Gene Ontology annotation, biological process: G protein-coupled receptor signaling pathway. Gene Ontology annotation, molecular function: G protein-coupled receptor activity. Gene Ontology annotation, cellular component: plasma membrane. NCBI's taxonomy places the organism in Eukaryota, Metazoa, Chordata, Actinopteri, Cypriniformes, Cyprinidae. The transcript has 6 exons. Bases 5 to 2482 code for a protein of 825 amino acids. The record is from RefSeq and is a predicted model, not a curated record.